This is a messenger RNA of Dermatophagoides pteronyssinus (European house dust mite), 3908 nucleotides long. RefSeq names its product F-box/LRR-repeat protein 19-like. Lineage: Eukaryota; Metazoa; Arthropoda; Arachnida; Sarcoptiformes; Pyroglyphidae. Gene Ontology annotation, molecular function: protein binding; zinc ion binding; DNA binding. The record is from RefSeq and is a predicted model, not a curated record.
AUCAAUUCAAUAAUAAGCUCCUCAACAUUACCACAAUAUUCAACAACAAUUUUACCAACAAAUAAUCAUUAUUAUGGAAGAUAAUAAUAAUGUGAAUACAAAUCUAAGGAGCUAUUUAAUUGAUCAACAGGCACAACAACAACAACAGGCAUUAGCAUCAGCAAAUUUAGCGGCAAAUCAAUCAACAACUAACGGUAUAAAUAAUUUGGGCAUACCAUCAUCAUCAACAGUAAAUAAUAUUACCGGUAGUAAUUCAUUGAUACAUUCACAUAAUCCACAUCAACAUCCAAAUACAGCGGCAAUGUUAACGGCAACUAAUCCAUAUGGUGUUCCAUCAAUACCAACUCAUCAUCCACAUUUACAUCAUUCGCAUCCUCAUCAUUAUCCAUCUUAUCCUUAUUAUCCACAUCAUCAUCAUCAUCAUCCAUUACCACCUCAAAUACCACCACCACCACCACCUUCUACUUCAAUUGUUUCAUAUGGUUCAACAAUUGGUACUGGUCAUCAUCAUCAUCAUCCUGGUCUUCAUCAUUCUACACAUCAUCCACCACCAUCACAUCAUUAUUCUAUUCCAUAUAUGACCGGUAUGGCACCCCCACCACCACCACCACCAAUUCAUAUUCCAUCUACAACGAUUGUAUCAAAUCCGAUACCAGUACCACCACCGCCACCGAUAACAACAGCAGCGGUACAAAAUUCUUCUUCAUCAUCUUUGGUGACAACAAAUUCUUCAAAUACUACUGGUUCGAAUCGUUCAAAUCAAUCGAACAAUCAUAAUCGAUCGAAUAAUAAUGGAAAAGAAUCAUCAUCGCAGGCAAAUACAAACAAUAAUUCCAAUAAUAAUUCAUCAUCAAAUAAACAAUCAUCAUCAAAUGAUUCAUCAAGAAGACGACGAACAAGAUGUAAAAAAUGUGAAUCAUGUUUACGUGCCGAUUGUGGUGAUUGUCAUUUUUGUAAAGAUAUGAAAAAAUUUGGUGGUCCAGGUCGAAUGAAACAAUCAUGUAUAGCACGACAAUGUUUAGCACCAGUUUUACCUCAUACUGCUUGUUGUAUUAUUUGUGGUCGUGAUGGUUGGGAAAAAUUAUCCAUUGAUCCAUCGUUGGCUGAUGAAACAGCAUCAUCAUUAAUGGAAUGUUCACAAUGUUGGGAAAUUGUUCAUCCAUACUGUUUGAAUGAACGGCAACCAGAUCUUUUUUUACAUAAUAAAGGUUUCAUCAAUAAAGAAUUACCAAAUUCAUGGGAAUGUCCUAAAUGUAUUAAAUCGGGUAAUAGUUCGAAACAACAACAAAAUCCAUCUCAAACAUCAACAUCGUCUACAUCAACAACAUCAUCGAUUGCUCAAUCUGGCUCAAAAUCUCAUCAAAUACCACAACAGCAACAACAAUCAUCAAAUAUGAAUCAAUCAUGGUCAAUAAUGACUUCGAGCAAUAAUGAUAAAUCGGAAACAACGACAACAACAACAAAACAAAGAUUAAAAUCAAAUGAUUCAAGCCCACCGGGUUCCGAUCAUGAUAAUAUCAAUGAUGUUAAUAAUAUUAAUGAACGUAAAAAUCAUAAACAAAAAAUAACGAAACGAACGAAAAAAACUGAAUCUUCGAAACCAAAAAAUCGUAAUAAAACAACACCAACAUCAUCCUCGUCAACAAAUAAUGAAACAUCAACAAAUUCUAUCGUACGACAACAGCAACAAUCAUCUCCAACAACGGCGGUAAUACCAUCUCAACAAAUACCGCAAACACCAAGUCAGCCAUCAAAUCUUUAUAUUCCGUAUCAUCAUCAUCAUCCAUAUGGAUCUCCUAUGAUGCCACCACCGCCACCGCAUCCUUCCCAUAUUUAUGCUCAUCCGCCACCACCACCAACUCACGGUGGUGAAUAUUCAACAAUCUUACAUCAUCCUUAUCCAAGUCAUCAAUAUGCAGCUGCGGCUGCCGCCGCUGCAGCAGCAGCUGCUGCAGCGGCCAAUAUGUAUCAUCAUGAUAUUAAUCAUUGUCAUGCGGCAUCUAUUCCUAAAUCAUAUGAUCCACACCCACACCAUCAUCAUUUAAAUCCAGGUGGAUAUCCACCUCAAUCGAUUCAGCAACAACAUUUACCUCCAACAUUACCACCGCCACCGCAUCAUCAUCAUAUGUCUUUAAUACCUCAACAACAACAAUCACCGUUCCCUGUUCAUAUACCAACUUCGGUAUCUUCGGUUGUUCAAUCAAAUACUAUGUCUAUACCUUUGCCACCACCACCACCAUCUAUACCCAGUGUGGAAGGAGAUAUUGAAAGAAUAGAAUCGAAACCAUCUAAUCAGGAUGAUAAUAAUCAUCAAAAUGCUCGAUCAUCUUCAUCAUCAAUGAAUGUAAAUGUAAAUCAAAAGAUAAUGAAACAAGAACCAACAGAUUCUGGUCAACAAGAGAAUGGCAAUGAUAAUGAUGAUCAUAGUAGUCAUUCUCGAAAUAAUAUUGAUGAUGAAAAUGAUCAAAUAUCGAAAACGAACGAAAGUGAUCAAGUGGAAGAAAACAAUGAGCAACAACAAGAACAACAACAAGAUGAAGAAAUGGAAACGAAUAAAAAGAAAAAAGAAUUGAAAAAACCAAUACUUGUGGUUCGUCCAGCACCAUUAGAUGAAGAUAUUUCUGAAUCUGAAAGUGAUAAUAAUAAUGAGGAUGAUGAUGAUGAAACAAAUAAUGAUAAUCAAGAUGAACAACAAGACCAGGAUGAAGUGGAUGAUAUCAGUGUUACAUCAUCAGCCAAUCGAUCUCGAAUGAAAAUUCGUGAACGAAAAAUUCGUCAAUUAAUGAAACGAUUUCGAAGAAAAAUUUCUCAUCAAAAUCUAAUCGAAACGGAACGUGAUGUUGUUCUACCGGUAUUACGUCAACUAAAUCGUAAUGAUCUUUUAAAUUGUAUGGUUGUAUCGAAAAAUUGGAAUAAAUGGUGCUGUGAUCCAAGUCUUUGGCCAGAAUUAAUUGUUCAACCAAAAACCCGAAUAAAUUCCUGGAUAUUGGCCGGUAUUAUACGACGACAACCAAAAUCAUUGGAUCUUAGUUGGACUAAAUUAACAAAUAAACAAUUAUCAUGGCUUUUACCUCGAUUACCACAAUUACAAACAUUAAAAUUAAUUGGACUGAAAUCGGCUACAAUCAGUGCAUUACAAACAUGUAAUUGUCCAUUAUUAACCGAAUUAGAUUUAUCAUGGUCUGAAUCAUUUUGUGAAGAUUUUAUACGAUAUUUACUUUGUAAACCACCGGAUUCAAGACCAGGUCAAUUAGAAUCGAAAACACGUUUACGUUAUUUAACAGAUUUUCGUUUAUCUGGUACUUUAAUAACUGAUGAAUCAUUAAGACAUAUAAAUCAAAAUUUACCAUUAAUUCGAACAAUUGAUUUAUCGGAAUGUCAUCUUAUAACCGAUUCCGGUAUUGCAUCAUUAGUUAUAUCAAAAUCAGAUAAAUUAAUUGAAUUAUAUAUGGCUGGUUGUUCAAAAAUAACUGAUGUUAGUUUAAAAUUAUUACGACAAUGUCAUUUAUUGGAAAAAUUAGAUAUACGUGAAUGUCGAUCGAUUACGGAUGAAGGUUGUGAAAAAUUUUUAGAUCCAAAUCAUCAUUAUGAUGAUGAUGAUGAUGAUAAUGAACAAGAUCCAAAUAAUCAUUCAGAUCAAGAUAUUGAUGGCGAUGAUGAUAAUGAUGAAAAUAUUGAUCGAAAUAUGAAACAAAUAAAACGAAAUUGUUGUUCAACUGCCAAUCAUGGAUAUUAUCAUCAAUGGGAAAUAUUGAAGGAAAGAUUUUUCAUUAAACGACGACAAUUAUAGUAAUCAAGGGCGGCACACACCACUAUCAUCAUCACCAAAAAAAAAGAAACUCAUUUCAUUCAUAAUCAUAACUAUUCAAAUUUCAUUCUUAUUAGCAUCACUUUAUUUUUUUUUUAAU